Messenger RNA from Rangifer tarandus platyrhynchus (Svalbard reindeer), 1089 nucleotides. The record is from the annotation of a GenBank genome assembly. NCBI's taxonomy places the organism in Eukaryota, Metazoa, Chordata, Mammalia, Artiodactyla, Cervidae.
AUGGGUGAACUUGCUGGGACCACACCCUACGACUAUGAGGGGGCACUGCCAUGCGAGAAAAGCAAUGUCAAGGAGCUGGGGGCCCAGUUCCUGCCCCCACUGUAUUCCUUGGUGUUCAUGAUUGGCUUGCUGGGCAAUGUAGUGGUGGUGGUGAUCCUCACAAAAUACAAGAGGCUCCGUAUUAUGACCAACAUCUACCUGCUCAACUUGGCCAUUUCUGAUGUGCUCUUCCUAUUCACGCUGCCAUUCUGGAUUCACUAUGUUAGGUGGAACGAGUGGGCUUUUGGCCACUCCAUGUGUAAGUUGCUCUCUGGACUCUAUUACAUGGGAUUGUACAGUGAGAUCUUCUUCAUCAUCCUCUUGACCAUAGACCGGUAUCUGGCCAUUGUCCACGCUGUAUUUGCCCUUCGAGCCCGUACAGUCACUUUUGGUAUCGUCACUAGCAUCUUCACCUGGGGCCUGGCAGUGCUAGCAGCCCUCCCUGAAUUUUUCUUUCAUGAGUCCCAAGAGGAGGCUGGACAGACUAUCUGCAGUCCUCUUUACCCAGAGGAUAAUGAAAAUGCCUGGAAGCGUUUCCAUGCUCUGAGAAUGAAUAUCCUGGGUCUCGCUCUGCCUCUGCUCGUUAUGGCCAUCUGCUAUUCAGGAAUUAUUAAAACACUGCUAAGAUGCCCCAGUAAAAAAAAAUACAAAGCCAUUCGGCUCAUUUUUGUCAUUAUGGUGGUCUUCUUUAUUUUCUGGACACCCUACAAUCUAGUUGUCCUACUCUCUGCUUUUCAAAUGCACUUGGAGGCCGACUGUGAACAGAGCAGACAGCUGGACCUGGCCAUGCUGGUGACAGAGGUGAUUGCCUACACACACUGCUGUGUCAACCCCGUGAUCUACGCCUUCGUUGGCGAGAGGUUCCGGAAGCACCUCCGCCACUUCUUCUACAGGCACAAGUUCAGGAGGUAUCUCUACACGUUCUUCCGAAAGCAUAUUGCCAAACACCUCUGCAAACAAUGCCCAGUUUUCUAUGGGGAGACAGGAGAUCGAGUGAGUUCAACAUACACCCAUUCCACUGGGGAACAGGAAGUCUCAGCCGCUUUGUAG